AUGCUACUGCCAAACACACGCAUAACGCUCUUCAUCACGGACCACGAAAGCAUCGGGAGUACAAACAUAGCUGAGGAAGAGGCUCUUCUGCGUUAUCCGGCUGGGUCCAAUGGUGCUCCUUCGGAUAGCAAGAACAGUACAAGGAUCAAGCCCGAUAAGGAGAAGCUGAAGGCCAAAGCUCGGUACAAGGCCGCGGUCAAAGUUUGUGACCGAUUUGGCAGCAAGUCCAACCUAACGAAGCAAGAGAAGGAACGGUUGGCUUGGGCCAGAGAGGAGAUAAAAAUGGCCGGGCCUUCCAAUCCGAAGUAUACGAACAAAAUAGAAGAAGAACUAGCCAUCAAGAGGCAAUGUUCUGCGAAUAGCGAGAUCUUAGUGCCAUCGAAAAAGCAGAAGCACAUACACGAGAUGGCUAAACCGAAAAACGAAAAGCCUACGACGUUGAAAGCAGCGUUAGCGGCCAGUGAAAUUGCCAAGAAGCAUCUCAUAGUGGCACUCACUGACCGUAGUGACCAGGUGAGGCGAACGGUGGAAGGUAGUGGAAAUGAAACUAUGAAAACCCUGUUUACGAAAAUGGACGCAGAGCCGAACGCACCCAUGCCAGCAUUAGAUGGAGCAGGGUGGUUCAACGGCGUCAAAAUUAUAAAAUGUAAGAAUGACCCCAUGCUCACAUGGCUAAAGGAAGCAGUAAAAACGCUUCAAGGCCUGUGGGAAGGGGCAUCGCUUGAAAUUGUUGAUCGCAGCUGCAUUCCCUCAAUACCGAAGGCAACGGUGUAUGGUCGAAGGCCGCGAGUGGUAAAACCGGAAAAUGCACUGCGACUACUACAAAUACACAACACGGACGUGCCGACAACCGACUGGAAAGUGUUGAGCGUGGCAAAACCAGCAACUGCUAAUGAAGGCCAAGACUACAUUAUCCAGAUCAACAAGCUGGCAGAAGACCUGCUUUACGCGCGAUUCGGGAAGAUGGCUUGGGGCAACCCGGCAGAUGACAACCACAACACGCUCGCUGCGGGGAGGUGGAAAAGGAUCUUGGUAUAG
This is a messenger RNA of Anastrepha obliqua, 1038 nucleotides long. RefSeq lists its product as uncharacterized. Bases 1 to 1038 code for a protein of 345 amino acids. The record is from RefSeq and is a predicted model, not a curated record. The transcript has a single exon. Lineage: Eukaryota; Metazoa; Arthropoda; Insecta; Diptera; Tephritidae.